Molecule: messenger RNA, 2578 nt
Organism: Erinaceus europaeus (western European hedgehog)
Lineage: Eukaryota; Metazoa; Chordata; Mammalia; Eulipotyphla; Erinaceidae
Gene: GNB4
Product: G protein subunit beta 4
Exons: 9
Coding region: 42-1064 (340 amino acids)
Biological process (GO): G protein-coupled receptor signaling pathway
Cellular component (GO): heterotrimeric G-protein complex; cytoplasm
Molecular function (GO): protein binding; signaling receptor complex adaptor activity
Source: RefSeq, a predicted model, not a curated record
UGCUUUCACUUGUUAGUUCCUGAGGGACAUAAAUUCCAAGGAUGAGUGAACUGGAACAGUUGAGGCAGGAAGCAGAACAGCUGCGGAAUCAGAUCCAGGAUGCCAGGAAAGCGUGCAAUGAUUCCACACUUGCUCAGAUCACAUCAAACAUGGACUCCGUGGGCCGAAUGCAAAUGCGAACAAGACGUACCCUCCGGGGUCACCUGGCUAAGAUCUAUGCUAUGCACUGGGGAUAUGAUUCCAGGCUACUAGUCAGUGCUUCUCAAGAUGGAAAAUUAAUUAUUUGGGAUAGCUAUACAACAAAUAAGAUGCAUGCAAUUCCUCUGAGGUCCUCUUGGGUGAUGACCUGUGCUUAUGCUCCCUCGGGUAAUUACGUCGCUUGUGGAGGCCUGGACAACAUCUGCUCCAUCUAUAACCUAAAAACCAGAGAAGGAAAUGUGCGAGUGAGCAGGGAGCUACCGGGACAUACUGGCUACUUGUCCUGCUGCCGAUUUUUAGAUGACACCCAGAUUGUUACAAGUUCAGGAGACACAACUUGCGCUUUGUGGGACAUUGAAACUGCCCAGCAAACAACCACGUUCACAGGGCACUCUGGAGACGUGAUGAGCCUUUCUCUCAGUCCUGACAUGAAGACUUUUGUUUCUGGUGCUUGCGACGCUUCCUCCAAGUUAUGGGAUAUCCGAGAUGGGAUGUGUAGACAGUCUUUCACGGGGCAUGUGUCAGAUAUUAAUGCUGUCAGUUUUUUCCCAAAUGGAUAUGCUUUUGCCACUGGUUCUGAUGAUGCCACUUGCCGGCUCUUUGACCUGCGGGCGGACCAGGAGUUACUAAUGUAUUUCCACGACAAUAUCAUCUGUGGGAUCACUUCCGUCGCCUUCUCAAAAAGUGGGCGCCUCCUGCUAGCUGGCUAUGACGACUUCAAUUGCAAUGUUUGGGACACCCUCAAAGGAGAUCGUGCAGGUGUUCUUGCUGGUCACGACAACCGUGUCAGCUGUCUAGGUGUGACAGAUGAUGGCAUGGCUGUGGCCACAGGCUCGUGGGACAGUUUUCUGCGAAUCUGGAAUUAGCGGUGUCAACCCCAUUUGCUGUUCUCCCCUGAUUUUCUGGAGAAAACAUUGCUAUAGCCAACAGCUGUGAAAGGAAUUCUACCUUAUAUCUACACGGGAAGGUUUUUCUAUUGAGAUUAUUAUAUACAAAAGAAACUUGCAGAAGACCUAAACAGCAUCAAAUAAAAAAUCAAACAAAAAAUAACAAGGCAAAGGUGCUCGCUGAGAUUAAAGGACCAGUGUAUUUGAAAAAUUGAGCUUGUUUAAACCUGGAUAAAUUUUUGCCUGCAUUCAGUUUCUUUAUUUUCUCUGGUCUAACAAAAUGUAUACAUUACAGCAGCCUUGUGGGUUUGCAUAUGCAUUUUUAACUCAUAAGAAAUGCCAUUGUUUUUAGUUGUGGAAAGGAGCUGUUAGAUUUGGUAGUUGGGGGGAGUGAUACUCCUGUGUGCAGUCUUACAUUUGAACAAAGUCUCCUUGAUCUGACCUUCCUUUAAGAGAUACUGGUUGCUUAGUGUUUAAGAAUGCUGACAAACCUAAAUGCUUCUGUGGGGAGUCAUUGUGAAUAUCAGUUUCUAGUGCAUGUUUUGCCAGUCUAUCCACUUAAAUAUUCAUUUUCAGUUCUUUGAGGGGGAAGGGAUAGUCUGAAGACCAGGGAAUAGACUUUUGUAUAAAUACACAAGACACUCUUGUAUUAAUAGUAGGUAGAUGGCAGUAAUCAUGUAUAACUGUUUGGUAUUUAAAGAAAAAGUUGGUGAUGACCAAAUGACACUUUGAGUAGUUCUCUAACUAUUGAUAGUUGGCCUUUUCUGUUGAAUUCAUUUUCUAGUUCUGAAUCUGUAAAAUGUACUCAUAUCAGAAGUUUGAUGAAGAUUUGGAUUUCCCCUGCAUCUAAAGAAUUCCCCCCAGCAUUAUGCUUUCAAAAGUUGUGGAAAGUCAACCAAUCACUGGAUCUGUAAUUAUAAUUAGGUGGUUUAAUGAAUGUAUUUUCAUAGAAAUUUAAAAUCUGAAUUGCUAUUUGUGCCUUCAGAUUUUUAAAAAUGUUCACUGUUUUGCUUUUCUAUAAUAUGUCUUCUCUUAUCACAAAGUAUAGGUUGUUGAGUGGGUUUGCUUCAAAGGAUGUUUAGAUCAAGGAAAACUCACUUUAGAGCCAAAAGAAAAAUUCCAAGAGAGCAGUUUUUGAAGGCAUCAUCACUUAUCAACAGUAUGCUAACAAUUGUGUUAGAAGGAUGGACCACCCUGAAUUUGAACACAGAUACAAUUUCCCUUGGAUUUUUUGUUCACAAAUAAAUUUAAGUGAAUGACAACAGAAAAUAGUCUUGCUUGAUAGUGAAGUUCCAGGUUAUUGUGGUAUGUAAACAUGUCUUAGAGCAUAUUAAUAGUAAGUGAUGUCAGUUACUGAUGAGAUGUCUCAUCAGUAGCCUUUAAUCACUUGUAACCAUAACUUAAACACUCCUAAAUCUUUCUGUAAUUUCCAAUUUGGCAUUGUGAACAUGCUAAUAAGUGCAUCAGUUAUAGUAAAGUAUCGACUUUGUUUA